AUGAGUGAUUCACGAUGCUCAGACCUCAAAGUGAUCAAAACAAUUAGGGACGCGUUCGCUCCCGCGCCAAGAAUCUACUACAUGAUAUCCGAGUCAAUUUUCUUCGUGGUACUUUUCAAAAGUUUAAUGCAAGUCAAAAGUUCACGAAAACAUUUGGAAAUCAUUCGAUAUCGUCGUAUUCAAACUGUGCUUUUCUCAAUCGACCUUUGUCUGAUAAUUGGCAUGAUCAUUUAUCGAAUAUUGAAUAUUUUCAAGUUAGUGCCAACAUAUGAUUAUUAUUAUUAUGUAGAUGCAUUUUGCACAGCUUUCACCGUCUACAACAUGACUCAAUUUGGUUUGAUGCUUCCUCGACUUUUCAAAGUUACACAACAAAAUGAACAUAUUUUGACGGGAUCGUAUUUGAAAAAAAGACUUUUCCCGUUGUUUAGUAUUGUGACACAACAUUCUUCUCUUACUAUUACGCAAAAGCUAAUAAAUUCACCAAAUGUGCCAUCGAUUCCCAGUACACCCGAUCGAUUACUUACUCGUCAAAGAAAAUACUCUCUUGAGGAUGACAAUCAGCUUUCUAAGUUGAACCCAGUUUCGCUGAAAGUAGAGUAUCCGUCCGCUAAUCAUUUGACUGAAAUAAAUGAAGAAAUCGUUGAUUCUCCUGUUGCCCUCGUUUCCUCUAAAGAAUCUAUUAAAUAA
Molecule: messenger RNA, 687 nt
Organism: Ambispora gerdemannii
Lineage: Eukaryota; Fungi; Glomeromycota; Glomeromycetes; Archaeosporales; Ambisporaceae
Source: the annotation of a GenBank genome assembly